UUUGCAUCGCGCCAGCAGCCAUCUACACCUAGCUAGGGAGUUUUCUUGUGUUAAACCAUCUCCCACCCGAGUUUUGUGUUUCGAGGCAGGCUGUUCUCUCCCGCUUCGUGGAGCUACAGCGGCGGAACGGGAAGAGCAGCAGUCAUGGUAGAUGACCGAGAUUCUCGCGUGUCCAGCAAGGGCCGCAAGCGUUCCCGGGUUGCUCUCGAUGGCGGUGGUGGUGAUGGCGGUGCCGUGGAUUCAACACACCAACAACACGAGGAGAAGCAUGGCUAUGAGAGCGAGGGGGAGGAGGGCGAAGAAGAGGCGCGCAUCCGAGCGCUGGUGUUCGGCAAGGGAGAGAGCGGCCUGCUCAGGUCGUUCGGCGAGGAAUCCGGCGCGAAGGAGGCCACCGGGGCUAGAGAGGCCGAGUUCGUGGGCGGUUUUUAUGAAGAUGUAGAAGGUGAUGCCGAUUUCGAUGGUGCUGGUGCUGGUGCGGACGGGGCGGCCAUCGUUACAGGCGGCGGGAAAAAGAGCGGCGCACCGGCCUGGAUCGACGAGGACGAUGCCCGCUUGAAGGUGGACGUGACGGCUAAGAACCGCCUCAAGAAGCUCCGGAACAACCACCACGAGGCGGACCUCGCAGGGCCCGAGUUUGAGCAGCGGCUGCGCUCGAGGUUCUCGAGCUCCAACAUGACGGCCGACUGGGUCAAGUCCGCCGCGGCGGCGGCGGCGGCGGCCAAGAGCAAGAAGGUUUCGACUAAGAGGAAUGGUGCCCAGGGCAGGGACCCUUCUUCGGGCGCUGAGGAAGAAGACGACGACGACGACGACGAUGAAAGCGACGCGUUUCUGAGAAACAGUGCGGCGCUAAAGGGGGGAAGGGGCGGCGUGCUCGAGCCGGGGUACCUCAACAUUGUCAGGCGAGUGUGCAAGGACGCCAACCAGCACGAUCCAGCCAAGGCCACCGUGCGUGCGGUGAGCUUUCAUCCGACGGGAGAGCUGCUGCUAGCGGGCGGCUUCGACAAGACCCUCCGGCUCUUCCAGGUGGACGGCGUGCGCAACGCGAAGGUUCACAGCAUUUUUUUCGAGGACCUCCCGAUCACAAGCGCCGCCUUCACCGGGGCAGAGCAGGCAAUCGUCACGGGCAGGCGGUCCUUCUUCUACUCGUACGACGUGGCCACCGGCAAGGUGCUGAAAAUUCCCAGAGUUUUCUCCUCCGGAAGGACGGAGAAGCACCUGGAGACCUUCGCAGCGUCUCCCGACGGACAGUGGCUGGCUUUCAUCGGAAGCGGAGGGUACGUUCUCCUGCUGUCGAGCAAGACCAAGCAGUGGGCGGCAGACUUCAAGCUCAACUCUACCGCCACGGCGGUGACCUUCUCCCCGGACAGCCGGUACGUGCUGGCCUCGGGCGCGGACGCGGACGUUUACAAGUUCGACAUCCGCUCCCGGCGGUGCGUCCUCCGCUUCUUCAACGAAGGCGGUACAUGCACGAGCAGCCUAGCGGUUAAGGGACCGACCUCCUCGUCGCCGCAGCGGCUCACGGCCGUGGGUAGCGAUAGCGGAGUGGUGAACGUCUACAACGACGACGCUCUGGAGACCGGCAAGAGGAUUCUUCGGCCAUCGCCGCUGAAGGCAGUGAUGAGCCUGACGACACCGGUGACCACGACAUUGUUCAGCCCGGAUGGACAGAUGCUGGCAAUCGCGUCCAACCAGAAGCGGGAUGCGCUCAAGGUUGUUCACUCUGCGUCGUGCACACCGUUCACGAACUGGCCCACGGAGAGGACGCCCGUCCGGUACCCCUUCGCGCUAGACUUCUCCCCCGGGGGCGGGUUUCUUGCUGUCGGGAACGACCGCGGUUGCGUGCUGCUCUACCGCAUCCGCCACUACCCGCAAGCGUGAUUUAUUGGUAUUUUCCGUCAUGCUAGGCUAGAGGAAGGGGUGGUUUUUGUUUACUUGUGUGGGUUCGUCCGCCCUCUUGAUUGUCUGUACUCUACCCACGAAGUGCCGUCACCCCUUUGUUGUUGGGAUAUAGCAUACGCGGCACUGCCAACCUGAUGGUGUUCACUGUUCGUGCAUGGAAUGAAUGCAUUCGCACUCGAUGGGCGUCGACCAUUAAACAAGAAAAAAAGGCAUGCGUAUUUACGGCGCCGAACGACUUUGUUCUGAGUGCUGCAGGAAAGAGAGACUAACGUUGUCCUGUGUGGGCUUCACGGACGAGUAUAACUUUUGUCAGGGUUGAAGUUGUGGGGUUGGGACAGAAGGAAAGGGCGCUGAGGAGAGUCUUCCCUCACGCGAAACGUAAGUGUAGCUGAAACGAUUCAGGUUGGUUGGAGACGUCCUCCGGACUAUGCGCGAUGGCUAUACACGAGAGCGUGUGCACGCUCUGACCAUGCGGCAAUCUGGUCCUGAGACGUGUUUCGUUUCUCGGGAGGGCAGAGGGAGGGGUGUCAAAGCGGCGGAAUUUGGGGCCAAAAAAACGUCCGGUCCAUUCGGCAAAAUUUGAGGGGGGCACGCGGAUUUGGUUCUAUUUUUGGUUCUUGAGAAUCCCGCUGUCAAUACUGAAUAAACUAUAAAUCAAGUCAAUUUGGUUGUGCAGGCAGCUCUGCGUCCAGACAGCAGCAUGGCUCUUCAUGCGUUACACAACUUGGACACAGGUCCACUAGAGGUGACUGUAGGGUCGGUUUUCUCUUCAAGUUAAAGGGCGGACGAACAACACCAAAAAACAUGUUUUUUUGGGCUCGUUGCCCCACGCCCAAGGCGACCUUUGCUCUUCUCGUGAAAGCGACCAUACAGCCCUCUACCUUGGGUUUACAGCUAUACCACACAACAAACCGCAUCCAAAUUGCAUCAGCCAACCACGAGAUCUACAUGUCUGAAAACGGCCCCUCCAGUGGGGCUGCAGCGCCCACACCAGCAGACCCUCCCGAAAAAAAAAUCGAGGUCCGCGCCGUUCGGCAGCAGGAGGUGCGCUGCGCGAAAGCUGAAUCAAAACAACAUAAAGUUUGAAGAGAGGACGGGGCAGUGUAUGGUUGCCGCGUCAGCGGAAGAUAACACGCGGCACGCUAUCAAACGCGGCAGCCUCACCGUCGUAGAGAGAACGCUGGAGGAAACGAAGGAGGAGUUGGUCAAAAGUAUGAAAGUUGUGGAAGAGAGCCAGACUCAACCUCGCUGCCGCCGC
This is a messenger RNA of Ectocarpus sp. CCAP 1310/34, 3157 nucleotides long. NCBI's taxonomy places the organism in Eukaryota, Phaeophyceae, Ectocarpales, Ectocarpaceae. The record is from the annotation of a GenBank genome assembly.